Molecule: messenger RNA, 3479 nt
Organism: Xyrauchen texanus (razorback sucker)
Lineage: Eukaryota; Metazoa; Chordata; Actinopteri; Cypriniformes; Catostomidae
Product: CD209 antigen-like protein E
Exons: 5
Coding region: 1096-1917 (273 amino acids)
Source: RefSeq, a predicted model, not a curated record
UCAUGACUCAGAUGGAGGGGACAUGCAGGACUGCAUUAACACAUGGGCUUACUGGGGCUUGAUCACAGAGACAGGUGAAAACAGAGAAACCCAUCUGUGUAGCGCAUGGUCAUAGAGUAACAACAUCCUGCAUCCACCAAAUGUGGCCAAAUGUGAUAUUGCUCAUUGUGUCAGGGCGGAGGGUGGGGCCGGGUCUUGAUCAUACACACCCGGUCCCUUAUCAGGCUAAUCAAGCCUCCGAUUGGGAUAAAGACCGCCUGCCGCCUGGAAGAGGACGACGGCCGCCGACCGCGAGGGGAGAAGGGGCUCCUAACCGACCGCCUGGAGCGGUCAGGGCCGCUGCCAGGGGCGGAGGAGUCCCCUACCAGCUGCUGAAAGGCGGCGGGGUCUGAGACCGCCGACCGCGAGCGGGGGUCGCUGCCGACCGUCUGCCUGAGAUAGCGAGGGAGGAAUGUGGCAGGGCAGAUAGCGGGGCCGGGUCGUGAUCAUACACACCCGGUCCCUUAUCAGGCUAAUCAAGCCUCCGAGAAGGAUAAAGGCUAACUGCGGAGGAUUGUGCGGGAGAAAGAGAUCGUGUGCGUGUUUGUGUCUUUUAUGUUUCUCAUUAAAAUAUUAUUUACAUCGUCAAGCCAGUUCUCGCCUCCUCCUUUCCAUUGACUUCUUUACACUCAUGCAUUCAAUAUUCCCUUUAUACUGUUGUGACUGCCAGACAAUGCACCAUAGAGGGAAAAUGGAGCAAUCGAUCAGAUUAGACUGUGCACAAAGGAAGUGAAAAAAGGCUAAAUGUCAACUGAUUAAAGUUCUCUCUUUGAGAUGGCCGAUAAUACACAGCAGCCACGAAAAGAUACAACAUAUCCAGUGAGGAGAAGAGCUGGUCUGGGAGCAGACAGUUCUGUAGAGAUCGUGGUGGAGAUCUGAUCAUCAUCAACACUGAAGAAAAACAGGUAGAAGUUUGUGUGUGUUUGCGUGUGUGUUUGCAUGUGUUGGAGUGUGUGUGUGUGUGUGUGUGUGUGUGAGCCACUUCCUGUUAAGUGAGGUAUAUAAUCCAGAUCAUCCUGUAGACUUCAGCUCAUCUUUGAAGACACUGAUGAAGUCAUGGAACUGGAGGAUAUUUAUGAAGAUGCUGAAAACGAGAACAGCAAGUCCAGUAAGAGAUCCCUGGACAGAGAUGAAGAUGUUAUUGAUGAUGAGGAGACAGAUGCCCAUCAAAAGUGGACUUUCAGUCAAAUCAAAAGAAAAGAUCGAAACCGCAGAGGAAGUGUUCGUUGUGUGUUGAGCACAGUGUGUUUCGGGCUCUUUUACGCUCUCCUGUUCACCGUCAAUAUAGUUCUGCGUACCAGGAUCACUGCUGACACAGACCUGUUAAAGAUGAGAUACAAGAACACGGUUUAUGAGUACAACAAAUGUACAGAAAUGUUUCAUGUCAAUUACAGUAAUCUAACUAGUGAAAAAGAUCCAUUUCAGAACAGCUACAAAUCUUUGAUGCAGAAGAAUCUGGAGUUGGAGACCAGAAUCAAGUCUUUGAGUGAUGAACUGAAGAACAAACAUUCUGAACGAGUUAAAUCAAACGGGUGGCACUCGUUCUUCAUAUCCAGUGAGGAGAAGAGCUGGUCUGACAGCAGACAGUUCUGUAGAGAUCGUGGUGGAGAUCUGAUCAUCAUCAACACUGAAGAGAAACAGAGGUUCAUAUCUUCAUUCAAGGAGAGAGCGUGGAUUGGUUUGUCUGACAUCGAGAAUAAGGGCAACAUGAAAUGGGUGGACAGUUCAACACUGAAUAAAGGAUUUUGGGACAAAAAUGAGCCGAAUGACAACUUUGGAAAUGAGAACUGUGUUGAAAUGCUUCCUUUAAAACCCAUUCUGAGCAACUGGAAUGAUCUCCAAUGCUCAGAGUUGAGAACAUGGAUUUGUGAGAAUUAGGAUUCAUCACUUUAUUAUAUAUGCUCUAAUUAUUCUGCAUGAUUGUGGCAUUGCUAGUGUCAUGCUCUAACCCCAGUUCCUGUAAGCGGUUAGGUUUAGGGGUGACCUGACCUGUUAAUUUAAUAUUGUUCAUUCUGUUUUCCUCAGUGAAGUUAAGUUAAUCUGACUGUAUGUUAUUUCCUGUUUUCAGGUUAGUUAUUUUCCCCUCUUUCUCAUGGAGCUGUUUUUUCCUCCUUUUUUUAAUCUCUCCUUCCAAUAAAUCAAUAUUAGAUCUAUGAUCAUUGUAUUUUGGGGUUUUUGAUCUGAUGGUUGUGCAGGGAGCACACCUCUCUUCUCGUAAUAAUAGUUUGUUGUUGAUCUCACACAGUUUUCUGAAAUCUCCUGUUGAAGUAUGUGGUAAAGAUUAGAGGUUUCUAUGAAGUGAAAGAGGAACUCAGAAGAGACAUUUCUGAACUAUCAUAGACAAACACAGCCUGGCAAUUUUAGAAAUAUGCAUUGAAAUAAACUAUAGUGGGAACUGCCUUUGAUGCUUCAAAUAAUUGCAAGUCAGAAGCAGACGUAUGAAUAUUACUUAUGUAAAAGAUAAUGUACAGUCAGCCAGUCAUUAGUAGCAUAAUGGGGGCACACAGGCUCCGACAUGGCCAAAUUAUGUUGUUUACAAAAUAUGUAUUCAGUGUUAAAAUACACUGAAUAUCCCUGACUGUAAAAAAAAAUAAAAAUAAAAGAAAUAUAUAUAUUAACGGUGUUAGUGUUUUUUUAUGUAAAGACAUUACUCUCUAAGAUAAAGACAGAACAAUGUUUGGCCCUGUCAGAGUUUUUACCCCUGCAAGUAAGUUGUCACGAUUCCCCAUUGUCUGCUCAGUGUUUCUCCCCUGUCUCCUGUUCUAAACUACACUUCCCAUAAUCCCCUGCCCUCAUCACUGCCAGUGUCAUUGUUCUCACCUGAGUUUAAUUUAGUCAUCAUCCUUCUGUGUAUUUAAGCCCUGUUGUUUGUUCAUUCGUUGUCUUUGACUGUGUUCCUGCCGUGCCCUCCGUGGUUGUUUCUAGUGUUUACAUUUUUGUUAUCCCGUCGUGGAUGUUUUGUUUGUUCCCUGUGUUUUUAUUUAUUCUGUGUUUUCUUUAUUUAAUAAAGAGCUGCAUUUAGAUCCUCACUCCUCACCUGCCCUCGUCUGAAUCCUAACAUAAGUAGUUGAAGCAUUUAUUUAUUGUUGUUAUACUUACAUAGAGGUACAUCACUUUACUGGUCAAGCAGAAUUAUUUAAUUGUAUUUUUCUGACACAGAGACAUAUUGCAUGGGUGGAUAAUUCACCACUUAUUAAAGGGUAAAAAAAACACAUUGCUAGCAUGUAGUUAGAUGUUGCUAGCACGUUGCUGAGCGUUACUAGCAUGUUUUACCUUGUUUCUAGGUGUUAUUUGCAUGUAGCUUGGUGUCUCUAGCAUUAUUCACCACAAUGCUAAGCAAUGCUAGCAUAUUUUUAGGUAUUGCUAGCAUGCUUUAACCUGUAGCUAAGCACUGCUAGCAUAUAGCUAGCUGUUGCUACAAUUUUUCAUUGUAUACGUGU